GAGGGAGGAAGGGAGAGAAAACCUUCCUCUGCACUGAACAUAAUUUCCUUGACCACACUCCAGAGAGGAGGGGAGUGAGCAAAGUGAACAGGCUCCUCUCUGGUGAUGGCAUUCACUCCCAAUGUGGGCUUCUAGGCAAGGGAAAGCCUUUCAACUGUUUGAUUUAAUAAGGACUUACCUCCAUCCUAACGGAUUAUCCUCACCUGGAACCCAGGGACCACAGUAAAAGGGGUAGAAGAUGCGAUCGAAAAGCAAUAGCAUGGACAGCACUGUUAAUGGCGUGUUGGUUGUGCCCUGCGGACCUCAUGACAUCAGCCAAGAGGAGGACUGCAAACUGCAUGCCCCUGACAAGAGUAAGACGCUGAAAGAACAGCAAAAGGAUGACGCAGAGCAGGAGCUUUCAGGGACUGAGAAAACAGACGAGAAGUCCACAGAAAACAAUCACCUAAACCCCGGGCUGAGGGACCUGUCCAAAGAUGACCUUCUGAAACUUCUCGGAAUCAUGGAAGGGGAGGUUCAGGCGCGUGAGGAUGUGAUCCGGGUGCUGAGGUCUCAGCAUUGCCAGGGAGACGCAGGAGGCCCGGAGUCCCGUUACGGCUCUGUGGGCCCCACCAAAGCCCUGCAGGCCCUGCAGAGAGACGGCCUCCUCCUGCACUCCAAGGGCCACAAGGACGACGUCUACGAGAAACCCAUUGCAGCGCUGGACCAGUUGCAGGAUAAGCACAAGGAGGCGUAUCGUCGUAUGCUGGAGCAGCUCCUGAUGGUGGAGAAAUGCCACCGUCGCACCCUCCACGAGCUGGACAUCGAGAAGCGCAAGCAUGCCGACUACAUGAACAAGAGCGAUGAUUUCACCAACCUGCUGGAACAGGAGAGAGAGAGGUUGAAGAGAUUGCUGGAGCAAGAGAAAGCAUAUCAAGUGCGCAAAGACAAAGAGAACACCAAACGUUUGGAGAAGGUCAGAGCAGAGCUUGUGAAACUCAAAUCCUUUGCGCUCAUGCUUGUAGAUGAACGACAACUCCACCUCGAACAGAUUGAUCAGCAAAACCAGAAGACCAAGGAGCUUACUCAAAACCUCCAGGAGAAGGAGCUGAAGCUCAGUGAGGUUGGCAACCAGGCAAAAGAGGACAGUCAGAAAGUUCUCACGCUAGAGACAGAGUUAAAGGACACGUCAACAAAGAUUGCGAAGGAGCAUGAAGAGAUGACUGCCAAGCUAACAAGUCAAGAGUCCCAGAACAAACAGUUGCGACAAAAGGUGGCUGGGCUGACAUCAAAAAUCGAAGCUCUAGAAGAGACCAAUGGAGCACUGCAGAAAUCAGCUGAUGAAUUACAGGAGCUCAGGGACAAAAUUAGCCAGGGAGAAUAUGGAAACUCAAACCUCAUGGCGGAGUUGGAGAACCUCCGUAAGAAAGUUCUAGAAAUGGAGGGCAAGGACGAGGAGAUCACCAAAACAGAAACACAUUGUAAAGAGUUGCGUAAGAAACUCCAAGAGGAGGAGUGCCAAGGCAAAGAGCUAAAGCUGGAGGUUGAGAGACUUCAGGUGAAGAUGGCUGAGCUGGAGAAACUAGAGGGGUCCUUUAGUUUUAGUCGAGCUGAUUGUUCGCAGCUCCAGAUUGCUUUGGAAAAAGAGCAGAGUCUCUCAAAAGAGCUAACAGAUGAACUGGUGGCACUGAAGAUCCGUGUGAAAGAACUAGAGUCAAGUGAGUUAAAACUGGAAAAGGCAGAAUUAGCCCUUAAGGAUGACCUUAUAAAGCUAAAAUCUGUUACUGUUGUGAUGUUUAAUGAACGCAAGAGCAUGGCAGAGAGAAUAAGAUCAGAAGAAAAGAAAAGGGAUGAGUUGAGCAAACUGUACAAGGCUGAGCAAGAGAAAGUAAUGGAAGUCACUGAGAGACUGAUUGAGGAAAGCAAAAAGCUUUUGAAAUUCAAGUCAGAAAUGGAAACCAAAAUGUCAAUUCUUACAAAAGAGAGGGAUGAACUAAAGUCUAAGCUGGUUAUUGAGGAAGACAUGAAUAAGGAGAUCAGCACAAGAGUAUGUAUAUUGACACAGAAAAUCGAUGGGCUAGAGGGAGUAGAAAAGGAAUCUGCCAAAUAUAUGUUAAAGCAAGAAUCAGGUAGACCGUUAGAUGAAAGUAGACAGGAUGAGAGUAGAAUAAAAGAACUGACUAUGGAAAUCGAGAGGCUGAAGAAUCGUCUGAAACAACUCGAGGUUGUGGAGGGAGAUCUCAUCAAAACUGAAGAUGAGUAUGACAUGUUAGAAAAAAAGUUCAAGACAGAGCAGGAUAAGGCAAACAAUCUCUUUCAACAAGUAGAGGAGAUGAAAAGUCAAAUUGCAUUUAAUAAAGCAAUAGAAAGAGGUGAGACUGUGAUCCAGGAGGCAGAAUUACGGCAGCGAUGCCUGGCAGAAGAGGCUAAAAACAGGGACCUGGAGGCUGACGUACUUGCCCUGAAGGAGAAGAUCCAUGAACUUAUGAACAAAGAAGACCAGCUCUCACAACUGCAAGUGGACUACAGAGUCCUUCAACAGCGUUUUCUUGAAGAAGAAGACAAGAAGAAGAGCAUAAGCAAUGAGGUUCUCAACCUCAGCAAAGAGCUUGAGGUUACUAAGCGUUACAGUCGCGCCCUAAGGCCAAGCACAAAUGGGCGUAGGAUGAUGGACGUUCCAAUGACAUCUACUGGAGUGCAGACUGACCCAGUGACCAAUGAUACUAUUGAGGAGGACACACCUGCUGUGUUUAUCAAGAAGUCUGUGCAAGAGGAAAAUCAUAUCAUGAGUAACCUUCGACAACGAUGCCUCAAAAAAUCGACAGAACGAUCAACUGUUGACCGCUACCCCUCUGCGGCUAGUGACAUGAGGAAGUCCUGGAUUCCCUGGAUGAGGAAGAAGGACAGCAGUCACAAUGGCUCUGACAAGUCUUUGCAAAUAAACGGGGAGUGCUCACCUGCUGAGCUCACCUUGUCUCAAAAACAAGGGCAACCUUUACAUAUCAGGGUAACUCCAGACCACCAGAACAGCCAGGCAACCCUUGAAAUCACAAGUGCGCCUACCUCCAACAUUUACUCAAGUACAACAGUGAUCUCAAAUCAGGGCCUUCAGAAGCCUCGCAUAACGAUCAUUCCUACCACCCCGCACAUCACUCCCACAAAAAACAGAACUAGUGAAUGUCCACAGGGGCCAGAGAGGGCCAAGUCCCCAGUCACAAUCACAACCAUCUCCAGGGCAAAAUCUCCUGAAAGCAGGAUCCCCUGCUCAGACAGAUCCAUGUCACCUGUCUCAAUCAUGUCCGUCAGCACUUCCUCACUCUCAGACGUCUCAAGCUCUCCAGAACCACAGGAGAUGAUAACUGGUCGGGCUGUUUUCAAGGUGACCCCUGAGAAGCAGAUGGUGCCCGCACCUAUUAAAAAAUAUGCGUGCAGCUCCAACAUCGUCACCACCGAGGACAACAAAAUUCACAUUCACUUGGGCUCUCAGUUCAAGAAGCCUUCUGAAAGCAGCAACCAUAUAGGGGCUAUCAGGUCACCUGCUGAGGCAGCUGAGGGCAAGGAGAUCUCGACUGGAACGGUCCUGCGCUCCCCACGCCAGAGUUCCUUAACUCCCAAGGCUGCAGCCAGCAAAGUGACGAGCAGUAUCACCAUCACCCCAGUGUGCACAGCCCCAGCAAGACCAGUGCUGUCUGUGCAACCAGUACAAGACAUUCUCUCCCCUAAGUCUGGAGCAAGCCGAAUCCCCAUGUCCCGUGGUAUGAAAACAGGGAAGGCAGUGUUGGGAGCCCUUGGCAUCUCCAGUGCAAUGAAGAUGGAGGCACGCGCAGAUGGCCAGUCAAUGAGAAUAGAGCUGAAGAAGUCUACAAUCAGUGGUGCUUCCUUUCUGAGCGGAGGGAAAAGUUGAAUUUUUAAAAGCGGACAUUUCACAAUAAAACAACCCUGCUUUUUGAAGCAGUCAGGGAGUUUAACAGCUCAAACUGUGAACUGUACUCUAAAGACCAUUUCCUAAAACAAGUCAGGUGGCAUCAUUUGCUUGUGCAAAUCUGUUCCUGUCUUGAGUGUACACAGCUAACAAAAGAUCUGGGUACACCGGUGCUGGGUCUUUGGCCACAAAGCCUUGAGUAGAUACAUUGCUGUUCAUGUGUUUUGAAUACAGACUCUCCGAAAGUCAAUAUACUGGUAGACAAAACUAUUUAACAUCUAUGUUUAGGAUCAGCUUGGGAUCUUUUCUUAGUAUUAAUCAUAAUUGAGUGAACAAAGGUGAUGUCCUGCUGGGACAUGCUGCUAAAUGACUAAAACGAUAACUGCUUUUCUGUAUUCAUAACCAUUUCACUAAGUGGGACUUUGUGAUACUAUUUUUAUGUUGUUCAUUGUAACUGUUGAUGCCAUAUCUUCUACAAAGUAGCUAAAAUGGUUUUUUAUUGUUUAUUGAAUGAAUCAUUUUGAAAUAAAAAGGUUUUCAUUUCUUUUGA
Alosa alosa (allis shad) is the source of this 4451-nucleotide messenger RNA. Its product is annotated as filamin-A-interacting protein 1-like. The record is from RefSeq and is a predicted model, not a curated record. The coding region runs from base 239 to 3883 and encodes 1214 amino acids. NCBI's taxonomy places the organism in Eukaryota, Metazoa, Chordata, Actinopteri, Clupeiformes, Clupeidae. The transcript has 6 exons.